AUGCUCUCUACCACCCUUUCAACUAUUAGUCAAACAAUUACUAGCCUACCUGCUGACGCAACGUUGGAAACACUCACCGGAGGCUUCACGGACGGCACUAUCAUAACUACCACAACUUAUGGUAGUAAUGAGUCUAUUGCGGUACCCGUCAUUGUGCCUGCCGGCGGCAGUCCCUUGAUUGGCUUCCUAAUUCGCAACUGCUUCGACGUUGACGUUCCUACCAAUCUACCUAUCGAUCAGACACAAAUCCCCGACACUAGCCCAACAUCCACUUCUUCGUGCCAGGGCCAUCCUUUAGCAACGUAUUAUAGUGUAGUCUGCUCCACAACCGCCGGCAUUUCGACCUCGAAGCCUAGUCCCUCAUGUUCGACAUACUCUUAUAGUACGACAGUGGGUUGUGAUGUGCCUACAGUAUCAACCACCACAACCUAUGUUCCGGCGCAAACACAACCUGUGCUAUGCGGCCCUGAGACAUGCGGUGAAAGUUGUGUCAGCGCAAGAGCUGGGCUUGCGAAGCGCCAACCACCUUUGAGAGAUUCUGAGCCGCCAAGCACCGAAUGGGCAGGGCCUCAGAAUUACAAUGGGGACAUGAACAAAUUCAUGAGAGGAGAGGUGGCAAAGGCCUUACUUGACCCUGGAACUUAUGUACCUCAUGGCUUCGGCGAAGGUGGGAUUUGGACCACAUCAAACUGGAUCACUUUCAAAAACGAAGUUAGGGCUCUUACUGUCCAGGGUCUAUAUGGCUGCACCUCAAUUGUGGCUGUAUCGACCCGCGGGGCAUGGGCCAGCCAUAUUUGGGAGAACCCAUCAUUUAAAGAUGACUCUCGUUUUGAGAUCGAUGCCAUUGAGGACAUUCGCUUUGGUAAAAAUGUCAAAAAUCUCCAUGAGAUCGGCCUGUACCAACUGCGAGAUAACGUCUUCCUUCAGCCCGAGGAGAACUUAUUUGACGAUGUUGCUGAUCCGCAUAUCUAUAUCAUGACACCGAUACAGAGAUAUCGUGUCAUGGAGGGAGAACAGCAAGUUUGGAGCAACGAUGAAGAGACUCGUGGACACCCUCUUGCCUUUCCGGAUAAAGUCGCCAGAAUAAUAUCGGAGCUGAGAAGCAUAUUUAACGAAACGACGCCAAUAAUUGUUAAACCUUAUUCGCCCAUGACAAAAGCUCCAGAUAUCCUCCGAGAGAUAGAUGGGAGCCCUAUCUUGGACGUUUACGGAAGGGAACAGCCUGAUCGUGGUGAUAUCGGUUUCAACACCCACCGCGGGAAACUACUCGUCCAGUAUCAGCCAGCAUCAAAACGAUGUCAUAUAGAGGGUACUGGUAGUCCCCAAGCUCAAUGGCGAAUAUGGUUUGAGAAUCAAGCCACCCAAAGCGUCAUCAUCCGGAGAAUCUCCGAGCUCUGGACUGACCGAGGCGGUUCCAACAAGCGCAGCAGUGUCAGACCUCACGAGCAGCGUGUCUGA
Messenger RNA from Microdochium trichocladiopsis, 1458 nucleotides. RefSeq lists its product as uncharacterized. Lineage: Eukaryota; Fungi; Ascomycota; Sordariomycetes; Xylariales; Microdochiaceae. The record is from RefSeq and is a predicted model, not a curated record. The transcript has 4 exons. The coding region runs from base 1 to 1458 and encodes 485 amino acids.